UAAAUACGAGCAGUCUGUUAUAGCCAGCCUUCUGGUUAACACAGUGUCAGUUGAGGAUCUAAUCGCGACAAGAGCGAAGGCUUCACGAUUGUGAACGAUGAUUCAAUGAACACUAUAUAAAUUGAUAGACACGUGCUACACAAUUCUAGUAACAAAUAGUGACCGUGUUAAUGUGCUGUGGGAUAGCGUAUUUACCUGAAGAUGGCGAGAGUUUCAUCGUGCGUCGCGGUGCUCCUGAUAAUCAGUGCUAUAUCACAAGUAAAACCAGACGAGAUUAGCUUAGAAGCUCUAGGCAAGGUUGACGAACUUUAUGAUCAAUCCUACGGUGAGACGAAGAAUAAAGAAAAAGAUGCCGAUACAAAAUCUGGGCAAAGGGAAAAGAGAUUUUAUAAUUUCUAUGACCCCUACGUUCCUGCAUCUUAUGACAACACCCAUUAUGAUUAUGUUAAAAGGGACCAAAACAAAAACUUUGGUAAUUAUGGCACUCAGAAUCCGUUAGAUUACCUAAUAUCACGUCUACAAGAAAUAACUAACACUGCGAGACAAAACACGUAUUUACCGCCGCCACCUCCUCCAGUACCAACCUACAUACCAUUUCCAAUCGUCUACUUGCCAAACUUUUGUUCCUGUAAUAAUAAUAACAAUCUACCACCACCGACUACUACUCAAAAACCUUGUAAAGGCGAUGAUAACGAAAAAACUACGAUGCCAAGUUUAAUAAACAGACUUGGAGACGGUGACGAUGAUGACAUGUCCGAUGGAAGUAGACCUAUAUCAUUUAAACCAAUAACCCCAAAAACACCACUGAGCAGACCACCACCACCCGUGGAACACGGAAGUGUACAAGCUGGAAUGAAACCUUCUAAUGUCGAUACACAAAAUAAUUUAGAAGACGUUUUAAGAUUCCCUGAUUCUGCAACCGUUGAUCCUAUACCCCCCGAAGUUUCUGGAGAAGUCAGCAGCUGCGAUAGAGCCGCCAUCGUCUGCUGUCAUGCACCAAAUGUUACAUACCUUUGUUUUAAAAAUAACUACUGCUCUUCACCAUCUGACAAAAGUUGUGACGCUCAGAAUCUCUCUGAAAUAGCAAUAAGGUUAAGUCGUCAAUAUAAAAGAGAGUUGCAAUGAUUCGUUCAUUAAGUUUAUGAUGAAAUCCUCAAACGUCGUUACAAGGUAACGCGUAAACUAUUUAGAGAUUAAUGUUAAGUAAAAUUAUUUAUAUGUUAAUUUAUAAAAGUCCUUUGAGAUAUCUUUCUUAUCGCUUUGUAGUUUUAGAACAGCAACUACAAAUACGAUGAAGUUUUCAUUACUGUAUUAUCUUUACGCUGAUGUUUCUUACCUAUUGAAACAUAUUUUUGCGUACAUACUAUAUAGCGCAGUUGUAUUUUUGCACGAGUAUAUCACCAAUUUUUUAUGAAAGAAGCAGGAAGUAUUUUAGCUUCUACGUUUUAAUGUCUAGUCCAUACUUAUACUAAUUUUAUCAAUGUAGUGAAUCUAUGUAUGUCCUUGGUAUAGUGUGCAAACUCUUAAACAGUUUAUAUUAAAUUGUUGAAAAUAUCUUCACGCGUGAAUUUUAAUACACCUUCUAUCCAAAUGCCUAGUUCACUACAGUAAUUAAUUAGAUAAGGUUUUUUAUUUAUUCCUAAAAGGUUCAUUGCGCCCUAUAUUACGUCUAUAGCUCUACGAUGUCACUCACAAAUUUUUACUGUAAUCUUUCGUAUAACACAUGUGGUAUGAUUUUGAAUGAUUUUAUAAAUUUUAAGUUUUUUUGUUAUUUUUAUAUAAAAAUAAAAAAAAGUUUAUUUUUUAUUACGAAUGUUUAAAAAAAUUAAAAGCCUAUUAUAGUUGCAUUUGAAUGUUAAAAUGCUUUGAUGAUAUGCGAUUUGUAGUAACUCUAAACUUCUAUUUUAGUAUGUCUACUUCUCGAGUUUUGUGAAAGUUUUUGUUGCUUAUGGGAUUUUUCUCUUUUAAAUAGAGUUUAUAUAUUAUGACGGUACAUCAGAAAUAAUAUAAGUUUCAGUAUCGUAUACAGUCAAAAUAUAUAAAAUUUUGUAAUAUUUUUAAAGCUUAAUAAAUUAUCAGUAUAAAUAUUGAGUAUCGUUCUAUCUAAAUAUACUCGGAGAUUAUUUAGUAUGACUUCUAUGAUACGCCAUAUUAUAAGUCAUUUAUAUAUUUUUUAUAAUUUAAAUGUAAUAUUUCUAACGGCAGCAAAAACAAUUAUAAUUAUUGUCAAUCAAAUACAAUUUUCUGUUUAUAUCAGUAUCUAUUACUUUUGUUUUAUAUAUUGAAUUAAAUAAAACACAAACCAACAAAAUAGAA
Messenger RNA from Leptidea sinapis, 2316 nucleotides. RefSeq lists its product as uncharacterized. The transcript is spliced from 2 exons. The record is from RefSeq and is a predicted model, not a curated record. NCBI's taxonomy places the organism in Eukaryota, Metazoa, Arthropoda, Insecta, Lepidoptera, Pieridae. The coding region runs from base 202 to 1125 and encodes 307 amino acids.